AUGCUGCCUUUUGGCGGGGCCAACCCGUCACCCAGCGCCGCCCCCGCCGCGGCAGCAGCGCCCCCGGCGCCGCCGGCCCUGAGCGACUCCGAGCAGCAGCAGCUGCUCGCGGCGCUGCGGCAGCCGCUGUUCCUGCAGACCCCGCUCCAAGGCCUGCUCGAGCACUUGGUACAGCGCCUGGGCGCGUCAGCCGCAGCCUCUUCGGAUCUGCAGCGCAGGGUGGCAUCGCUCGAGCGCACCCACGUGUCCGAGGCGGAGUUGCUUGAGCGCGUGCGCGAGCUCGAGCUGCGGCUCGAGGCGCCGGCUGCAGCGGCGACGCCGUUUGCAGUGGCGCAGCUCGCGGCGCGGGUGGGGCAGCUGGAGAAGUUGGCGGCGCGGCUGGAGGAGGACGGGAAGGUGGUCAAAUUUCAGGCGACUGAGGUGCUGGAGCGCCGUCUGGCGGGCGUGGAGGGGCGGCUGGCGGGCGUGAGCAACCUGGCCGGGCGGAUGAUGGCGCUCGACCAGGUGGCAGAGGAGCUGGGGGUGGAGGUGCCCAACACGCAGUGUGGCAGCCAGGAUUGCGCCGCCAACUUGGCGGCGCCGGGCAUCCGCGGCAGCUUCAAGGUGGUGGUGACAGGUGGAACAGCGUCGAGCCCUUCGGAUGGCUUUGCAGCGACGGAUGGCGCACAGGUGGCCCUGCAGCGCGCGGCAGCAAGCUUCCAGCAGCGGCCAGGGACCGCAGCCUCUCCGGCGGCAGCUGCAGGCGCCACCGGCAGCUGGCCGGACGCCGCAGCAGCCCUGCACGGGGGCUCGAACUGGCUGGGGUCAGGGCUGGAUCCAUCAGCGGCGGCGGCAGCCAUGGGCAAUCUGUUUAGCGGCGGCGUUGGCGCGAGCAGCAGGCGCGCAGGCGGCGCAGGGGCGGUGCCCAGCAAGACGCGGCAGGAGCUUGAUGAGCUGCGCCGUCAGCUGGACACGGCGCGGGCCGAGGGAGCGGCAGUCCAGGCGCUGGUGCAGCAGCUGCAGCACCAGGUGUCAUCCCUGUCCCAGGCCCUGGCGGAGUCAGAGGACCGCCAAAGCACGCAGGCCGCGGCGCUGCAGGACGCCUCGCAGUCCCUGGCAGAAUCCCUAGCAAUGCAGAUGUCUGCGGUGCGCAGGGAGGUGAACCGGCCGCCCGAGGUGUCGCUGGCCGAGUUCAGCAAGCUGCAGAGCUCCCUGGGGCGGGCGGCGGACGACGCCAGGGCCGCAACCCAAGGGGUGCACGCUGUGCAGGAGUCCGAGGCUGAGCUGCAGAGGACUCUGGCGGAGCUGCAGCUGCGAGUGGCGCGCGCGCUGGGCGUAAGGGAAUGCGACAAGGUGCUGAACGACGCGGUGGAGGAGCUCAGGGGGCAGCUGCGGGAGCUGGGGGCCCGCGUGGACGCGUCGCAGGCGGCGGCGCUCGCAGGGGAGGGCGUCGCCACGCAGUCGCAGCUACAGGAGCUGCUGGCCCUCAUGCGGGGCAAGGCCAGCAAGGAGGACAUCAGGGGCGCGCUCGCGCGCAGCGUGGAGCUGGCGCUGGACGCGUACCGCCGCGCGGCGGGCGAGGUGGCCGGCACGGGCGCCACACGCUUCAGGCGCGUGCUGCUGGAUUCUUAA
Monoraphidium neglectum is the source of this 1611-nucleotide messenger RNA. RefSeq lists its product as hypothetical. The transcript is spliced from 8 exons. Lineage: Eukaryota; Viridiplantae; Chlorophyta; Chlorophyceae; Sphaeropleales; Selenastraceae. The coding region runs from base 1 to 1611 and encodes 536 amino acids. The record is from RefSeq and is a predicted model, not a curated record.